AUGGGUUAUCCUGUUCGUGUUGUCAGGUCUGAAAAGAAGUGUACUGCAUAUGCCUCUGCGAAAGGAGUAAGAUAUGAUGGAGUUUACAGGAUUGAGAAGUGCUGGCGAAAAGUUGGAAAACAGGGUGUUUUUAAGAUGUGUCGUUACCUGUUUGUGAGAUGUGACAAUGAGGCAGCUCCAUGGACCAGUGAUGAGCAUGGAGAUCGUCCAAGAUCUUUGCCUAAUAUUCCAGAGCUUGAGAUGGCAACAGACUUGUUUGAGAGAAAGGAAAAUCCAUCAUGGGAUUUUGAUGAAAGUGAUGGUCGUUGGAAAUGGAUGAAGCCUCCACCAGCUAGCCAAAAGGCACUUAAUGCUUUGGACCCUAAUGAGAGAAAAAGUGUGAGGAAAGCCAGAAGUUCAACACAGACCGUGAGAGAGAAACUUCUAAAAGAAUUUAGCUGCCAAAUCUGUAGGCAAGUGAUGAGUCUUCCUGUGACAACGCCUUGUGCUCACAACUUCUGCAAGCCAUGCAUAGAAGGCAGAUUUGUUGGGCAAACUGUAAUGACAGAAAGAAGCAAAGGUGGACGUACACUUCGUGCCAGAAAGACCAUCAUGAACUGUCCUUGUUGCCCCACUGACAUUUCUGACUUUCUCCAAAACCCUCAGGUUUCAUGCGAUGCCGACGGUGUGUGCAUGAGAUGCAAAGACGACUCCUCCGACGGAGGAAUCUCUCAUGUGCACCACUUGCGCUACGCCUUGGCAUGCGUCAUGUCUCUCCUCCCCUCCCGAGACUCUCGCUUUCACUUUACAGUGGGAGAAGUUGACUGUCUUCCGAUUGCAUCCAACGAUGGAUCAGAUCUUGUCGCAGCCAAGACGCUCGGAGAAAACCUGUCUUGCGUUUUCUGCAUUCAGUUGCCUGAUAGGCCCGUCACGGCACCAUGUAGGCACAAUUUCUGCCUGAAAUGCGUUGGGAAAUGGACUGUUGGUCAAGGCAAGCCUACUCUGCCCUUGUCUCUGCCAUUCGUCUGGCCGAAGUACAAUGAAAGAGAAGAGAUGAAGGCAGAGAGCGGUCUCAGUCUUGACCGGAGUAGGGGAAUCGGCAAGACUAUCACCAAAUGCAAUAUAUUCCUCGAGAAAGCACAAGCAGCAGCAGCAGCAGCAACAGAAACAUCCACCUCUCAAGCUGCUGCUAAUGGCAACGAGCAUCAACCUAUGGAAGUUGAAGUUGAUGGAGAAAAACAGAAAGCACAAGCAGCAGCAAAAGCAUCCACUGACUUCUUCUUCAUCUCUUUCUAUUGA
This is a messenger RNA of Microthlaspi erraticum, 1278 nucleotides long. The record is from the annotation of a GenBank genome assembly. Lineage: Eukaryota; Viridiplantae; Streptophyta; Magnoliopsida; Brassicales; Brassicaceae.